Messenger RNA from Bursaphelenchus xylophilus (pine wood nematode), 381 nucleotides. The record is from the annotation of a GenBank genome assembly. Lineage: Eukaryota; Metazoa; Nematoda; Chromadorea; Rhabditida; Aphelenchoididae.
AUGUCAUCUCUCCGCGUCAUCCUCCCCCUCUUGCUGAUCUCCCUGGUUAUUGCUGAAAUUCGACCAAAACGCCAACUUCUGUCAACCCUCAUUGCUGAGGAUGCGGCUCGACGAGCCCAACUCCAAGCCCAAACUGCCGCGAAUAUCGCCGCCGCUAACGCGAAUGCGGCCCGUUUAGCGGCACAAGCUCAGGCCAGGAACAAUUUGAUCAACUCUCAAAUCAUCGCGAACGCCGCGCAACGUCAAGCGCUAGCGCAGGAGCGAGCGGCCGAAGUGAAUGCGGCGCUGGCGGCUAGUCAAGCCCAAACCCGCGCUCUUUUGGCUGUGGAGAGAGCGACGAUUGCUGGAGCUCAGGCCAACGCUUUGGCGCUGGGAAAAUAA